AUGGCCGGAGACAGCGAGACGCAUCUAAGGGACCGUAGCGAGAACACCGACAUUAUUCGGCAACCUUUCCUCAUCGGUGUCUCCGGAGGCACCGCCAGCGGCAAGUCGUCGGUAUGUGAGAAGAUCAUGGAGCUGCUGGGGCAGAACAAGAUCGACCACCACCAGCGGCAGGUGGCGAUCCUCAGCCAGGAUAGUUUCUACAAGGUGCUGACUCCAGAGCAGAAAGCCAAGGCACUAAAGGGCCAGUUCAACUUUGAUCAUCCAGAUGCCUUCGACAGCGAGCUGAUCAUGCAAACGCUCAGGGAAAUCCUGCAGGGGAAGACUGUCCAGAUCCCAGUUUACGACUUUGUCACUCAUUCCAGGAAAGACGAGUUUGUUACGGUGUAUCCGGCUGAUGUGGUCCUGUUUGAGGGAAUCCUCAUGUUCUACUCACAGGAAAUCAGAGAUCUGUUCCAGAUGAAGCUGUUUGUUGACACAGAUCCAGACACGCGGCUGUCACGUCGAGUCCUAAGAGACAUCAGUGAGCGUGGCAGAGAGCUGGAGCAGGUGUUGGCUCAGUACAUCACGUUUGUGAAACCGGCCUUUGAAGAGUUCUGUUUACCGACAAAGAAGUAUGCAGAUGUGAUUAUUCCACGAGGAGCAGAUAACCUUGUGGCCAUCAACUUGAUAGUACAGCACAUCCAAGACAUUCUCAACGGCGGACUAAACAAGCGUCACAACGGCUGCAUCAACGGUCACAGCACCCCGCGGCAGCGACGGACCUCUGAGUCAAGCAGCCGGCCUCAUUGACCUCGUCACACCUCUCUUCACAGAGCGGAGAGGGGUGUGGGGGUCCAGCUGUAAAUAAUGCCCGUCGGCAUCACUGUAUUUAAGAAGGAGGGAAAAAGAAAAAAAAAAAAGGAGAUGCAAAAAGAAUUGAAAUGCCUUUUAUUAUUACGACAACUCUUGUUAUUAGUUACUUUCAUUGUAAUUGUUAAACUUGGGAUUUGGAUUUGUCAGGAGGAUGAAGAGAAGCUCUUGUUAAUCGUGUGAUGAGACCAUGGGUUAAAUUUGAUCCCACGCAUUUUUGUCCCUGAUUGCAUUUUGUUUUCUUUUUCUUUUUUUUUUUUUAUGUAUCCCCUGCUGCUCCAUGAAAAUUCAUGUUGAUAAUGAAUAAAGGAGGGGAAACCUUUUUAUUUAUUAUGUCUGAUAAAACUUGAACCCCUAAUGGCCGGGGGGGAGACGGAUUAGUGUUCGGGACGGUUCCAAACGAGAAGUCUGUAAAUUAGACAACAAACCAGGAUUGCACUCUGUAUUGACAAUCUUGGGAGUGUUUCCUUCCAAUGUUUUUUUUUUUUUCAGUGUUUAAGUUCCCUUAUCGUGUUGUUCAGUGUAAUGUGUUACACUAUAAGUCUUGUUUACUACACAAAGUGUCCACCACAUUGUUGAAACACAUGAUUUUUUUUCAGUAUCUACUGUCACGUGCAGAUUAACGUGACUACCAAAUGAAUGAAGCCAAAUGCUGGAAGGUUCAGCUGACUGCUGUGUUAACCCAGACUAAUGGAAUUGUUCAAAUAUUUUAGAUUGCUUGUCCCUUAGUUCAUUGAAAUGUAAUGAUUAAAACUCUUACGCAGGCAUUCCUGUCUUUAAAAGUGUUUAGAGCAAAGUGUUCAACUUUGUAAAUACGACUUUCUCUGCCCUAGUUUAGAUGCGUAACCAAAUCGGCUCCGUUGAUUUCAAGAGAACAUAUAUAUAAAUAUACUCUCAGGUUCAUGAAACCGAUCGGUUUGAAAUUCCAGGAAAAGUGAAUAAAUGGAAGUGUCGAACGCCACAGCAAUAUCCCAGGUGUGUGGCCAUUAACCGCCGAGACCCACCGCAAUGCCUCUGUAAAGCUGCCUCAGGUUCACGUGUACAGUAAGUAUCCACGCUAGAAUCCGGACUCCACUCGAAUGAGGUUACAAUAAAAAAAAAAAGCUGUUGACUCUUGUUUGUACGCCACGUGCUCUUUGUUUUUGUUGUGUAUAGUGCAAUCGGAUGAAUGAUUUGUACCUUGAGAUUUGUACUGUAUGGCUGUUGGGUUGGGCUGCAGGGUGAUUUAUAACUGAAUGAAGUCGUCAGUUGCUUAAUGGUCAAUAAACUGAUGCAGCUGA
Messenger RNA from Stegastes partitus (bicolor damselfish), 2129 nucleotides. RefSeq names its product uridine-cytidine kinase 2b (gene uck2b). The coding region runs from base 1 to 789 and encodes 262 amino acids. Gene Ontology annotation, molecular function: kinase activity; ATP binding. The record is from RefSeq and is a predicted model, not a curated record. The transcript is spliced from 7 exons. NCBI's taxonomy places the organism in Eukaryota, Metazoa, Chordata, Actinopteri, Pomacentridae.